Messenger RNA from Musca domestica (house fly), 707 nucleotides. RefSeq names its product probable fatty acid-binding protein. The transcript has a single exon. Bases 67 to 462 code for a protein of 131 amino acids. Gene Ontology annotation, cellular component: cytosol; nucleus. The record is from RefSeq and is a predicted model, not a curated record. NCBI's taxonomy places the organism in Eukaryota, Metazoa, Arthropoda, Insecta, Diptera, Muscidae. Gene Ontology annotation, biological process: fatty acid transport. Gene Ontology annotation, molecular function: fatty acid binding.
CAGUUGUCACUCUUCGAGGUUGGUGUUUUUCGUUUCCACGCUCUCAAGAACUAAUAAAUAAUAAAAAUGGCCUGCUUGGAAGGAAAGAAAUACAAAUUGGACAAAAGCGAAAACUUCGAUGAAUACAUGAAGGAAUUGGGUGUUGGUAUGGUCCUCCGCAAGAUGGCCAACACCGUUACCCCCACUGUCGAAUUGAAGAAGGACGGUGAUCUCUAUACUUUCACCACUACUUCAACUUUCAAGACAUCCAGCAUUUCCUUCAAGUUGGGUGAGGAAUUCGAUGAAGAAACUUUGGAUGGCCGCAAAGUCAAGUCUGUUUGCACCAUGGAUGGAAAUACUUUGACCCAAGAACAAAAAGGCGACAAGCCAUCCACCAUUGUUCGUGAGUUUUCCGACAGCGAAUUGAUCACCACUCUUACCAUUGGUGACAUCAAAUCCGUUCGUGUAUACAAGGCUGUUUAAAUUUAACAACUUGAAAAUGUCCUUCAUCGGAAAGUGGACCUUUGGCGACUGAUUUCAUUUCCAUUUGUUUUUGUUUAAGCUUCAACUAACAGUUGUUAUUACAUAACAAUAUUUUUUUGUAUUAAGACCAUUGUAAAAUUAAUGUUUGCAUUUAAAAAAAAAACUAUUUAAAUCUUGAUUUAAUAAAUAAAAGACAUACGUUGCCAUAAUAAACGGUGGCGACAUAAAAGAAAAAAAAAAAACAA